ACUUGCCUCUGUGCUCAGUUUGAAUCUGUGCUUCAGCAUGGUUUGAAGAGGACCCGGGGAUUAGCCUUAACUGCAGCAGCAAUCAAACAGGCAGCAGGCUUCUCCAGUAAAACUGAAAUGGAGGCUAUUUUCUGGUACUACGUGAAAGAAGUUCUUAAUAAACAUGAGCUACAACGCUUCUACUCCUUGAAGAAUAUCACAACAGAUGUUGGCAGAGGUCGUGCCUGGUUACGCUGUGCACUAAAUGAACAUUCCUUAGAAAGAUACUUUCAUAUGCUGCUUGCAGAUAAAAAUCAGCUUAGUGUCUUCUAUGAAGACUGGUCCUUCAUGAUGGAUGAAGAACGCUCUAGUAUGAUUCCCACUAUGGCAGCUGGAUUGAAUUCUAUUCUAUUUGCAAUCAACAUUGAUAACAAGGAUUUGAAUGGGCAAAGCAAGUGCCCACCCACAGUUUCCGACCUUCUUAAGGAAUCUACACAGAAUGUUACCUCUUUAUUGAAGGAAUCUACCCAAGGGGUUAGCAGUCUCUUCAAGGAGAUCACAGCAUCCUCUCCAGUUUCCAUUUUAAUGAAAUCUGAGCAAGAUGCUGACCCCUUGCCAAUUCUGUCAAAGAGUGUUAGUGGUGAAUUGAAAUACAGGAAAGAGCGAAUAAAGAAGAAGAAGAAAAUCACAAAUAUCAUUUUGUUUGAUGAGGAAGAUGAACAACAUAUAGGGAAUGUAUUAAGGGUAGCAGUUACAGGUGAAAACUCAGAACAAAACUCAGACAGAUCUUUGGCCUACAUGGCUUCUCCUUCUGUAGACUUGGUAAUGAACCUGAAUGGAGACCAGAGAAUGGCUUUGCUGAAAAAUGACUCUGUACACCUAAAUGGAGAAUGUACCUUCCCAAAAUUGGAUGUUAAAAGUAUAGAUGAUGAAGAUGUGGAAGAAAACGAUGAGACCUAUGGUGAAAUGUCAGGAACACACAGUGUGACAGAAUCUUGUGGGAAAUCAUCUGAGGUCGUGACGAGCAGUUCUCUGGUUUGUGCUUGGACUCCUCUUAAGAUCCUGAAUGAUGAUUCUGAUGAAUUGUUUCCCUUUACUACCAUAAGCUCUUUCUCCCACACUGACAGUGUGCAGAAUGAUGGUGAACAUGAAUGUGCUGAUUUUUCAGAAGAAGUGGCUCAGAGAAAUGCUGACCUGCAUUACAGAGUAGAUGUUAGAGAUCCAGCCCAAGAGAACAUUGUUAACAAUGUAUUGCCAUCAACCAAAGUGCCAGAAUCAAUGACUGUUGGUAAGUAUGUAUUGAAUCAGAUACUGAAGAUUUGAGUUUUUCUAGGUUUGAUUUAUGCAAGUGCUCUGUUUAGAUGAGCUUUGGCCAACUUUGAUCAUAUUUACUAUCCUUCUAUAAUCUUCAUA
This is a messenger RNA of Sceloporus undulatus (fence lizard), 1392 nucleotides long. Its product is annotated as sorting nexin-29-like. The record is from RefSeq and is a predicted model, not a curated record. Bases 118 to 1302 code for a protein of 394 amino acids. The transcript is spliced from 8 exons. Lineage: Eukaryota; Metazoa; Chordata; Lepidosauria; Squamata; Phrynosomatidae.